CCGAACUGAACUUUAGUAUCAAUUUUAACGUCGUCAAGAACACACACCGAUUUCGUAGACCCAAAAAGGAACACCAGUUAACAGGAUCAGUAUUUAAUCAUGAAAUUCCCAAGUGUAGUAGUAUUUGUGAUUGUGGGUGUAUUUUGUUGGAGUGCACAAGUUCAUGCCAAUAAUUUUAUGUGUUACGAAUGUAAUGAUGACAAUUGCAACACCAUGGAAUUGAUAACCUGUGAAGUUGAGUCUACAACAACACCGAUGGCCACGCCGACAACACUUCCUUCAACAACCACAGAUACAUCGACGACAGUGACUUCGUCAUCUACAACGCCUUCUUCAACAGAACCGCCGAAUUCCUCAUCUUCAACUGCUUCACCAACAUCUUCGUCGUCGUCAACUUCAACAACAACAACCGGUUCCUCGUCGUCAUCGUCAUCCUCUACGGUAACUCCUUCAUCUUCGUCCUCUUCAUCUUCAACAUCAAGCACUGUAACAUCUUCGUCAACCACAAGUCCAACAACAUUGCCAUCAUCUUCGUCUUCUGAGUCAUCGUCGUCCUCUUCGUCAACGACAUCAGCUCCUUCUAGCUCCGAAACCGUUUCAUCAUCAACAACGUCUUCUACAACACCAGCAUCAACUUCUUUGUCGACAUCAGCUUUACGAGCCGAUGUCACCUUUGCAUGUUACACGAUUCUCUAUAAAGAGGGCGACAAGACAAACACCAAAAAGGGAUGUGUAGUUAAAAAUCAAUCGCAAACAGCCUGUGCCGUCGCAGAAGCUGGUAUCCCUGGCCCAGUUGAAAAGUGUGACAUAUGCUUGGAAUCGGAGUGUAAUUCCAGUGCCACAAUUAAACUAUCCAUCAUGGCUGUAUUGCUCCUCUCCAUGGUGCGCUUCUUUAUGUGAGAGGAAAUAAGUCAUAUCUAAUGUCACAACGCGUAUAAAAAGUACAUACAUGUAUGCCGACAUUUCAAUGGAUCUGUAUUAUUUUUACUUCAUUAAAAUUAUUAUUAAAAUAAAUUGUAAUUAAAAUAUGAUUAAAUAAAUAUUCCAGACAAUUGAUAAAAAAAA
This is a messenger RNA of Musca domestica (house fly), 1065 nucleotides long. RefSeq lists its product as uncharacterized. Lineage: Eukaryota; Metazoa; Arthropoda; Insecta; Diptera; Muscidae. The coding region runs from base 100 to 900 and encodes 266 amino acids. The record is from RefSeq and is a predicted model, not a curated record. The transcript is spliced from 3 exons.